This is a messenger RNA of Kogia breviceps (pygmy sperm whale), 2122 nucleotides long. It is a transcript of the gene C1GALT1C1, whose product is annotated as C1GALT1 specific chaperone 1. NCBI's taxonomy places the organism in Eukaryota, Metazoa, Chordata, Mammalia, Artiodactyla, Physeteridae. The record is from RefSeq and is a predicted model, not a curated record. Gene Ontology annotation, molecular function: N-acetylgalactosaminide beta-1,3-galactosyltransferase activity.
UGAACUCGGCACGGGGCGGAGAGAAAGGGCGCGCUACGUGCGCGCGGGACCUUCAGACGUCGGCGCGGGCGGGCGGCUCCGCGUGGCCUAGGGCUCCUUUGCCCCGCCCCGCUGCCGCCGCGCCAUUGUGGCGUCUACUUCCGGGCCCUCACCACCAUUAGCGAAACCAACGAGAAGAAACCACCUGCAUCUAGAGCAGCCCGACCAGGAACGUAACCGAGUGGCGCGCGAACGUGAGAGGAAAGCCGUGCGCGGCUGCGCUUUCCCGCCCCUGAGCCGCUCUAGACGCGGGAAAAAUGCUUUCUGAAAGCAGUUCAUUUUUGAAGGGUGUAAUGCUUGGAAGCAUUUUCGGUGCCUUGAUCACUAUGCUAGGACACAUUAGGAUUGGUCAUGGAAAUAGAAUGCACCACCAUGAGCAUCAUCACCUACAAGCUCCUAAUAAAGAAGAUAUCUCGAAAAUUUCAGAGGAUGAACGCAUGGAGCUCAGUAAGAGCUUUCGAGUAUACUGUAUCAUCCUUGUCAAACCCAAAGAUGUGAGUCUCUGGGCUGCAGUGAAGGAGACUUGGACCAAACACUGUGACAAAGCAGAGUUCUUCAGUUCUGAAAAUGUUAAAGUGUUUGAGUCAAUUAACAUGGAAACAAAUGACAUGUGGUUAAUGAUGAGAAAAGCUUACAAAUACGCCUUUGAUAAAUAUAGAGACCAAUACAACUGGUUCUUCCUUGCACGCCCCACUACGUUUGCUAUUAUUGAAAACUUAAAGUACUUUUUGUUAAAAAAGGAUCCAUCACAACCUUUCUAUCUAGGCCACACUAUAAAAUCUGGAGACCUCGAGUAUGUGAGUAUGGAAGGAGGAAUUGUCUUAAGUGUAGAAUCAAUGAAAAGACUUAACAGCCUUCUCAGUAUUCCUGAAAAGUGUCCUGAACAGGGAGGGAUGAUUUGGAAGAUAUCUGAAGAUAAGCAGCUAGCAGUCUGCCUGAAAUACGCUGGAGUAUUUGCAGAAAAUGCAGAAGAUGCUGAAGGAAAAGAUGUAUUUAACACCAAGUCUGUUGGGCUUUUUAUUAAAGAGGCAAUGACUAAUCACCCCAACCAGGUAGUAGAAGGAUGUUGUUCAGAUAUGGCUGUUACUUUUAAUGGACUGACGCCUAAUCAGAUGCACGUAAUGAUGUACGGGGUAUACCGUCUUAGGGCAUUUGGGCAUAUUUUCAAUGAUGCAUUGGUUUUCCUACCUCCAAAUGGUUCUGAUAAUGACUGAGAAGUGAAACAAGAGCAUGUAUAUGAUCACCGUAAAGGACAUGUGGUGUUGUUAUUUGUAGUAACAACUGCAUAUCCAACACAGCAGUAUGUUUCUUUUUUUUUCUUUUUCAGUUUGGUGGCACUGGUUUAUUCGCACAUUGAAGUUUAGUAAUACAUUUUAAAAUAGGGUGGGGUUUUUUUCCUUAAAACAUAUAUGAAAAUUUCAACUGUGUUGGAAAGAAAUGUUUUAAGAAUAAUUUUACAAAUAAAGGAUAUAUUUAUAAAUAAUAUAUUUAUGUGAUAAAUUCUAAAUUAUUAACAUUAAAAAUCUGUGUGGCACAUGUUUUUGCUGAUUGGUUAAAAAAUUUAACAUGUCUUUUUAGCUUUCCAAGAUAUGCAAAUGAAAUCUCUAGUUGUGAAUUUGUGAUUAAAGUAAAACUUUUAGCUAUGUGUUUCUGUUACUUCUAAUGUUGGUUUAUGUUCUAAGCCUUCGCAAGUGCCAAUGGAUUUGCUUUCUCAAAAUACACAACCAAGCAAUAAAGGGAAUGUUCCCAACCACUGUUAAGUGAAAGUUGAAAUCUAUCCCUGAGAGAAAAAGUGAAAAUUACUUAUAAAGGUUAAUAAUUUUCCUGGGAGCUAAUUUAGUGGCAUCCCUCAGCAUACACAAUUUCAGUGUAACCCUCUGUACUUCUCUAUGCAGAUAUUGAAGUUGGAGUGGUGACUAUAAAGAAUGUAAUGUCGGGCUUCCCUGGUGGCGCAGUGGUUGAGAGUCCGCCUGCCGAUGCAGGGGACACGGGUUCGUGCCCUGGUCUGGGAAGAUCCCACAUGCCGCGGAGCGGCUGGGCCUGUGAGCCAUGGCCGCUAAGCCUGUGCGUCCAGAGCCUGUGC